Molecule: messenger RNA, 1151 nt
Organism: Spirometra erinaceieuropaei
Lineage: Eukaryota; Metazoa; Platyhelminthes; Cestoda; Diphyllobothriidea; Diphyllobothriidae
Source: the annotation of a GenBank genome assembly
AUGGUCGUGGUGGUCGCUCACUUGCUUGCAGGUGAGACUGCGCCUAGCGUCCACUUGCUGGCACUCAACUCUCACUUGUGGCUCCACGUAGCUGGACUCUGCUCAGCGGCCACACCCCGGGCAACCGUCUCGACCGGCGGGCUAAACCAGGUGAGGGGGCCCUGUGCGCUGUGCCGUGUGCACAGGGUUCGCGGAUUCCGCUGGAUGGAAGGUCGGAUGGAACCUUGCGUCGGAACCGUUGUGACGUGGUUCGUCUCUGCACUCCGCUGGGCAGCCGGCGACGGGAUGGAUCUCCACAUCGACAUCGCCUUGACGCGCCCACCUACGCCGUCGGAGACCGCGGCUUACGGCGAAUUCGAGUCGUUCUCCACUACAACCCGAAGUCGUGGUCCCAUAGUGGAGUUCGGCCGUGCCACAACGGCACAUGGCAGCCCUAUUCAGGGAUGGCACUGCCAGCCCCCACGAGGGGACGGGCCUAGAAAAGGUGGCCUAAACAUUGCUGGGUACCACGCCGUCUCCAGGCUAGCCAGGGCCGCAGACGUCUAAUCAUGGUCGAAACAAUCAAAAUCGAAACAACAACAAUACCAAUAACAACAACAACCAUACUCAUUCUCCUCAUCCUACCUCUUCUACCUCUUCCUCUGCCUAUUCUUCUCCUUCGUCACCUUCUUCUCCAUCUCCUUCCUGUCGCCUUACUCGUUGUCACCAGACUGGCAGGGUGAGCCCGCUCACUCUGGCAGCCUGGAAUGUUCGUUCCCUUUUAGACAAUCCGAGGAGCAACCGACCGGAACGGAGGACGGCGCUAGUGGCACGAGAACUGGCGCGCUACAAGGUGGACAUCGCCGCACUCAGCGAGACCCGAUUCUCCGAGCAAGGCCAACUGGAGGAGGUGGGUGUCGGCUACACCUUCUUCUGGAGUGGCCGACCCAAAGCAGAGCGACGAGACGCGGGCGUCGCCUUCGUCAUUCGGAACGACAUCGUGGGACGACUGCCCUGUUUGCCGCAGGGCAUCAACGAUCGCCUGAUGAGCCUCCGCCUGCCUCUCCAGGGAGGCAGAUUCGCCACCAUCAUCAGCGCCUACGCUCCGACGAUGACCAACCCCGACGCCGUCAAAGACAAAUUCUACGAGGACCUGCACGCCCUCUUGGCGA